UACACACCUACAAUUUCUACCAAUUCCUUCAUUCGUCCCUUCUUUCUCCCUACAAGAUCAUUUAUUCUGCCUCUUCAAUCGCAGAAUUUCGUCUCUCAAUCAGAGCACGAGGGUUGCGGGUUAUGGUGGUUGUGAAGUCACAUCAAGAGAAAGAACAUGGAAAGAACUCCAUUAAAACUAAAGUUGGUGGCUUUUGAAGAGCAAAUUAACAUAGUUAUAAGUGUUUAAUAUAAAACGCUUAGCUUCUGAAAAUGAUGCAAUUUCAGAAAGCUUCUGUUUAAUGGAAAGCAUACCCACCACAAGUGACAAGAAAACUCUAAAAAGGUGGUUUUUUAUCGAUAAAACAGUUGGAUAAACAGUGAUCAAAUUAUUUUGUUUGAAUAUAUAUAUAUAUAUAUAAAAAAAAAAAAGAAAAAAUGGAUUUGAAGCCAAAAAAUGCUCCAGUUCUUGCGGAUCCUUCUCCUUUAAACAAAUCAAGAUUAGGGAUGCCUUCAAGCAUGCUGCCAUGUUCACAAUCUGGAGCUCCAUUUUCCUCAACCAUGUUAACUGCUCCAAGAAAAAAACCCGGGAAACUUGAUGAUGUGAGAUCCAAUGGGUGGCUUGAUGCCAUGCAAUCUUCUUCUCCUCCUCGUAAGAAAAUUGUCAAAGAUUUUGGAGUUGAGGUUGCAUCUGAUGAUAGUGAUAUUGUUUAUAACUCUUGGAUGCUUAAGUACCCAUCAGCUCUCAACUCUUUUGAUCAUAUUAUAAAUCGUGCAAAAGAUAAGGAAAUUGUUAUAUUCUUGGAUUAUGAUGGGACACUCUCACCAAUUGUAGAUGAUCCUGAUCGUGCUUUUAUGUCUGCUGAUAUGCAUUCUGCUGUAAAAGGUGUUGCAGAAUAUUUUCCCACAGCAAUAAUUAGUGGAAGAAGCCGUGAUAAGGUGUAUGAGUUAGUAGGACUAGCAGAACUGUAUUAUGCGGGUAGCCAUGGAAUGGACAUCAUGUUUCCUGUUCAAGAAACAUCCUCUCUCCACCAAAAUACUUACAUUAGAUCUACUGACAAACAGGGAAAGGAAGUGAACUUGUUCCAACCUGCUAGCGAAUUUAUACCUAUGAUCGAUGAGGUUUUUAAAACCCUUGUCGAGGUUACUAAGGAUAUUAAAGGUGCAAAAGUGGAAAAUCACAAAUUUUGUACCUCUGUACAUUACCGUAACGUAGAUGAGAAGAGUUGGCUUACAGUUGCACAAUGUGUUCAUGAUGUGUUAAAGGAUUAUCCUCGUUUGCGACUAACUCAUGGACGGAAGGUUUUAGAGGUCCGUCCUGUAAUUGAUUGGGACAAAGGAAGGGCUGUUGAGUUUCUUCUUGAAACACUGGGGCUAAGCAACAGUGAUGAUGUGCUUCCGAUUUAUAUUGGGGAUGAUAGAACAGACGAAGAUGCAUUCAAGGUUUUGAGAGAAGGAAACCGUGGAUAUGGAAUUUUGGUGUCUUCCGCACCCAAAGAAAGCAAAGCCUUUUUAUCUCUUAGAGACACUACAGAGGUGUCAGAGUUUCUCAAGAGCCUAGUGAAAUGGAAGGAACAACAGUAAGAGUAAGAGUAAGAAGAUGAUUUGUGAAAAGUGGGUACAGAUGUGUCAUGUGUGUUCAAAAUUUAGUAUUUGGUGAAUAAGUGGUAGCCUGUGGGAACUGCGGGCUUGUUUAGAAGAGUUUUUAUUCCAUUUUGUUUCAGUGUGAGUUUUUUGUUUUUUUUAUUUUUAAUUUUAUUUGAAGUUUAUAAUGAGUCAUGAAAUCAAUUUGAGAUUGUAUUAUUUUUGUUUUGUUUUGAUUGAUUGGUUCAUUUAUUUUAAUUCUAUUCUUUUUGGUGUAGUGAUAUCGUUGAUGAUAUAAGAUUAAUGUUUAUA
This is a messenger RNA of Lactuca sativa (garden lettuce), 1874 nucleotides long. The record is from RefSeq and is a predicted model, not a curated record. NCBI's taxonomy places the organism in Eukaryota, Viridiplantae, Streptophyta, Magnoliopsida, Asterales, Asteraceae.